Messenger RNA from Bradysia coprophila, 1162 nucleotides. It is a transcript of the gene Elp6, whose product is annotated as Elongator complex protein 6. Gene Ontology annotation, biological process: tRNA wobble uridine modification. NCBI's taxonomy places the organism in Eukaryota, Metazoa, Arthropoda, Insecta, Diptera, Sciaridae. The record is from RefSeq and is a predicted model, not a curated record. Gene Ontology annotation, cellular component: elongator holoenzyme complex.
UGCAAUUAAAAUGAUUAAAAUAUUUCAUCAUAAAUUCGUUUAGAGUGAGCAAACAUCAGAACAACAACAGUGCAGUAAAUUUGAAUUUACUUUUUGUUUAAAUUUGAAAAAAAACACGAGUGCAGAACUCAGUGUGUUGAAUGACGAAACAACAAAAAGGGAAGCCUCUUAAUUUCAGCAUAAAGCUCACCUGCAGGAAAGCUAUUUUCACAAUUGGGUGUCGAGUCGAUAUAGUCGAUAAAUGCUAGUGCACUAUAGUGACUUGGUUUCAUUUAUUUUCCUUGUACCAAUACUUUUCUGGUACAGAACAACUUUGGUAACUAUACAUUGUAUUGUGGUAACUAAAUUUAGUCACGGACACUACAAAGUUAACACCCGCCAUAGCGCCGCAGAAUAAUGGCCCGAUCGGUAAUUCUAGCGUGCAAUUUAAACGAACCAACCGAUUUCACGUUCAUCCGCCAGGAAAGUGAUGUAGAUGGAAGUUUUCUAGUCAACUGCAUUUUGGGUCAAACAUUUCUGACACCAAACGCAUCGGCAAUUCUAGUUUGCAUGCAUCACACCUACGACCAUUACUUCAACGCUGGCAAACGAUUGAACUUUAACUUAAACGAUGCACGUAACAGAGGCAAUCUGAUCGUAAUCGAUGUGCUCAAAGCCACGGCGGAUACACUCUGUAAAUUCGAUUCAGCGACAAUUAAGCCUGAAACAGUUGUCAGCGAUAUUGUAGCGGACAUUGAAUUGAAAGUGGCAGACUUGUUACGAGUGAAAUCUUCCGUUACGGUUAUUUUGGACGAUGUACAUUCGCUGAGUCAUUUAAAGGCGAAUGAACAUCUAAUUUUAGCCCUGUGUCGACGGUUGCAAAGAUUUAGUGAAAUGCUUGCACCGAAGCUCCGAGUUAUAAUUAAGCUGCACAAUUCGAAUUUGUACGAAUGUUUGGCCAACAACAUAUCGAUGCUGGCUCAAUCGGAGAUCCAAGUAAAUAAAUUGACGUCAGGCUAUUCGAAAGAAGUGGACGGCCGAUUAGUGGUUAAGAGAAGUAAUGGUUUUGACGGCGAAAAGACUGUGUUGUAUAAAGUAAACGAAAGAAAUAUUGUUGUAAUGCAACCAGGUGAACCUGGACUCAAUAUUUGUUGAAUAAAAAUUGAUUUUCAACUUACGACAA